Molecule: messenger RNA, 1942 nt
Organism: Camponotus floridanus (Florida carpenter ant)
Lineage: Eukaryota; Metazoa; Arthropoda; Insecta; Hymenoptera; Formicidae
Product: ubiquitin-conjugating enzyme E2 R2
Exons: 5
Coding region: 724-1440 (238 amino acids)
Biological process (GO): ubiquitin-dependent protein catabolic process; protein polyubiquitination
Molecular function (GO): ubiquitin conjugating enzyme activity
Source: RefSeq, a predicted model, not a curated record
AAAUUUUCUAGACGCUUAUUUCAUAUCUUUGAACAGUCUCGCUUUGUGCAAAAAUCGCAGCAAGUUUUCGCAAUUUUUAUUAGAUUCUUUCUCACUCUACAAACCGCGUACGUGAACCGAAUACGUGUAUACUCGCUUUCCUAGAAAGAUAUUAGCGUCGCGCGCCUAUCAAAGUUGCUGUUUAAAUCGAGCGACUCUAGCCGAGGCCGAGGCCGCGUGCGCGUGCGCGUCGGGCAGAUCGCUGACGCAGGGAGUACGUCAGCUGUUUUGUUAGGCUCUCGCCGAGGAGACGUGCGUGUGCGUCCGUCAGCGUUAGAGGAAUGGUGUUGCAUUGUUGACUGGUGGGGCAUCCUUCUCUCGCGCAACUUUCGUCGUUGCACGGUAACGGACGCGCUCCUUUGUUCGUCGUGUACGCACCCGUGAGAAAGACUGCGUGACGCUUCUGCGUGCGACGAGGGAAUCGCGAAACGCGCGCGUGUGUGAUCGCGCGUGUGCCUCCUGCCCCGUGUGUGUCGUGUAUGUGUGCGCGUGUGUGCGCGGGGGCUCGUGCUCGCCUCCGUUACUACUCCGGAGUCACGCUUAUACAGGAGGAGUCCCGUCCGCGCUGAUCCCGCGGGAGAUCAGCAGGUGAUCGUACGACGCGACAUUUAUCGGGACGUCCUCGCCCGCUCGGGAUAUCAAGACCGCGUGGUGAUACUUGGUGAGAGGCUUGGAGCGAGGAACAUGGCACAGCCGACGAGUAGCGCGCUACGGGCGCUCGCCCUGGAAUACAAGAGCCUGCAGGAGGAGCCCGUCGAGGGCUUCCGCGUCAAGCUGGUCAACGAGGACAAUAUGUUCGAGUGGGAAGUCGCGAUCUUCGGUCCGCCCGACACUCUUUACCAGGGCGGAUAUUUCAAGGCACACAUGAAGUUCCCGCCGGAUUAUCCGUACAGUCCACCGAGCAUUCGUUUCAUGACAAAAGUUUGGCACCCGAAUGUAUAUGAGAAUGGUGAUUUGUGCAUAUCAAUCCUGCAUCCACCCGUAGAUGAUCCACAAAGCGGCGAGCUGCCUUGCGAGAGGUGGAAUCCGACGCAAAAUGUCAGAACUAUCCUGCUAUCGGUGAUCUCGUUGCUGAACGAACCCAACACAUAUAGUCCUGCCAACGUGGACGCAUCCAUCAUGUAUAGACGUUGGCGUGAUUCCAAAGGAAGAGACAAAGAAUAUGAAAAUAUCAUAAGGAAACAAGCCCAAGCUGCCAAGAUGGAAGCUGAAAAGGAAGGUAUCGUCGUACCCGUGACUCUGGAAGAUUACUGCAUAAAGACUCGAGCGAGGCCAGCCGAGCAACAGUUAGACAUGACAGAUUUUUAUGAUGACGAAUACGAGCUAGAUGACGACGAAGAUGAGCAACUUAGCGCGACCGAUUACGAGGACGGCGACGAUAGUGGCAACGGAGAAUCGUGAUCCAUUUCUUAAAUAAUAUUAAUACCAUAAAAAAACCGAACCGCUAAUUAUUAUUAUUAUAUAUAUAUAUAUAUAUCAGUUCUGUAUAGAUUAAUAAAUUAACGAGCUUCUAAACCGGAUGAUUUCUCUCUUUAUUUUUCUUUUUUCAGGAUGCGUUACAAAAAUUCAAGUAAACAUUCUCUUGGCACAAGAGAACUAAACACUCCGAGAACGAUUUAAAUAAGAAUUUAUGUGUCUCUCUUAAGCCAUCUUCAAUUAUCAUAUAUUUCCAUAAAACAAGUCAAUUCCACUAGUCUAUCAUAAGCUUUUGUUAAAAGUAAAAAAAAAUGAAAUAAUCAUAUUCGUCUAUGUACCACAUGCUUUCACAAUUUUUAAUUUUUAUUGUAUGAAGUAAUAUGGAUUAUUUGUUGAUGGUUUAUGAAAGAUAAUAUUCCUUAACCCUCGUAUUAUCGAAAUAUUAAUUAGAUGUAUAGUGAACAUUCGGUCAUUUAUAUAAGUUUUU